CCUCGCUCGGUCUUGGGGGGUGUGAGCUCAGCGUCCUCGCGGCACGAACUUCAGACGCAUCGGAACCAGGAAGGCGUUCACCGCGGGCCGAUCGAUACUCUCCUCCCGGAACCAACGGUUCCACCGAGCUUCGAUACAGAAAACUGUGGGACUGGGAUCUGCCUCGGUUCUGUUCCACGCCCCCCCUUGGAGUGGCCCACGCAGAUCCGCACCCCCACCCCCCACGCUGUAAUCCUCUGAAGGCCCGUCGGUUCUGCACAUGCUGGCCUUUUGUCCCGGCGGCUGUUGUUGCAGCGGAGGCCUCCCUGAGGAGAGGCCAUGAGUGAGGACAGCCGGCCGCACAAAGAGCUGACGGCGGGACAAUGAGCUGCGGGGCCCGGAGGGCGGGGCCUGACACUACGUGAUGAGGGACGGCCAUUAUCGCCGCACGCCAAACACAAGCUGGACCUGAGAGCCUCCUGCUGCUGCCGGCUGACAGGCAUGCAGUGACAGACUGACAAGUUCACUUUUCUGUUUUUGUUUCUUUAGUUUGACAGAGUUUUAGUUUCUGGUUGAGUUUAACUCGGCUCCGCUGCCAAAAGUGCCUUUUUUCUGACUGUUCCCACACCUGGCUCCUCAGUGAGGUUUCCUCACCUCAGACUGUAAAGGAAACGAACGGGUCGACCCGUGAGCCGCCGCCAUGUUGACGUCCAAGUGGCGCUACCUAUUCAUGUUCCUGGGCAUCCAGCUGGUGGUCAUGGCGCUGCUGUCCAGGGAGGGCUACCACAAGAGGGUCUCCUACUUCAUCCGCAUCUUCCGCAAACCCGACUCCACGGGUCCGCAGCUCCAGAACCGCACCACCCUGCCCAUCCCCAAAGGAGAUGUUUACGCCAACCUGUCCCACCUGUCCAAACCCCAGAACCACCGGGACGACAUCCCCAUGUGCCCCAAGACGUCCCCCCUGAUCGGCGGACCCAUCCACGUCAGCUUCCCGUCGGGCCUCACCCUGGCCCAGGUCCAGAGGAAGAACCCGCUGGUGGUCCGGGGGGGCCGCUACAGGCCGCCGGACUGUGAGGCCCAGCACAAGACGGCCAUCAUCAUCCCCCACAGGAACAGGGAGCACCACCUGAAGUUCCUGCUCUACUACCUGCACCCCUUCCUGCAGCGGCAGCAGCUUAGCUAUGGCAUCUACGUCAUCCACCAGGCUGGAAGCUACACCUUCAACCGGGCCAAGCUGAUGAACGUGGGGUUCCGGGAGGCCAUGAGGGAGGAGGACUGGGACUGCCUGUACUUCCACGACGUGGACCUGAUCCCCGAGGACGACCGCAACCUGUACACCUGCGACACCAACCCCAAACACGCCGCCGUGGCCAUGGACAAGUUCGGAUACAAGCUCCCGUACAAGAUGUACUUCGGGGGGGUGUCGGCUCUGUCUCCACUGCACUACCUGAAGAUGAACGGCUUCCCCAACAACUACUGGGGCUGGGGGGGCGAGGAUGACGACAUCGGAGUCAGAGUGUCUCUGGCUGGGAUGUACAUCAGUCGCCCGUCUCUGAAGCUCGGCCGCUACAAAAUGAUCAAACACAAGCUGGACAAGGGCAACGGAGAGAACCCUCAGAGGUUCAACAUGCUGGCCAAGACUCGUCAGACCUGGAAGACGGACGGGAUGAACACGGUGGAGUACGAGGUGGUCUCCAGGGACUACCUGCCCCUCUACACCAACAUCACCGUCAACAUCGGCACCGAGUCCGGUCUGCACCCCGCCACGCCCCCGCCUGCCCCCAGAGCUGAGGAGAAACCUGCAGAGAAACCUGCGGACAACUCAUCAGCUAAAGUCUGAGACGUCUCACGGAGGCUCCGCCUCCUGAAGGAGCCCCUGUGAGACGUCUCACGGAGGCUCCGCCUCCUGAAGGAGCCGCUGUGAGACGUCUCACGGUGGCUCCGCCUCCUGAA
Molecule: messenger RNA, 1932 nt
Organism: Austrofundulus limnaeus
Lineage: Eukaryota; Metazoa; Chordata; Actinopteri; Cyprinodontiformes; Rivulidae
Product: beta-1,4-galactosyltransferase 3
Biological process (GO): carbohydrate metabolic process
Cellular component (GO): Golgi apparatus
Molecular function (GO): galactosyltransferase activity
Source: RefSeq, a predicted model, not a curated record